GUCCUCCAGUGCUGCAGGCGGCGCUGCUCGCUUCAUCGUCCCUGCGUUGUGGUUCAGUCAGUGACGUGGAUCUUCAUUGAGGCAGUCAGAAAACACUUAACUGCUGUCUUACUCAGGUCUCAUUGCUUUUCCACGUACUUUCUUCACAUUUAGAAGUUGGGACCACUCAUUUCACUUCCUUCGUUUGUCACAGUUUUGUUACCGCUUUCAUAACAGACACCAGAAUGAGUAAAAGCAGCAAAGUGUUGAACCUGAAGGAUAAAAUCAAUGGGAAUGAGGUGGACCUGAGCCUGUGUAACCUCACCGAGGUGCCAGUCAGAGAGCUGGCUUUAUUCACCAAAGCAACAGUCGUGGACUUGUCUUGCAACAACAUUACCUCCCUUCCUCCAGAGUUCUGCAACCUAACCCACCUGGUGAAGGUGGAUCUGAGUAAAAACCAGCUGACCUGUCUGCCAGAUGACCUGGGGAACCUGACCAGCCUUCAGCAUCUGGACCUGUAUAACAACAAGCUGACUGUCCUGCCUGUUAGUUUCUCUCAGCUCAGGAGUUUGAAGUGGUUGGAUCUGAAGGAUAACCCGCUGGAGGCCGACUUGGCCAAGGCAGCAGGAGACUGUUUGGACGAGAAGCAGUGCAAACAGUGUGCCUCCAAGGUCCUACAGCACAUGAGAGAACUUCAGGAUGAGGUUGAUCGUGUACGAGAGAAACGCCUUUUGAGGGAAAAAGAGCUGGAAAGGAAGAGGGAGGUGAAGCAGAGGGAGCGGGAGGCCAAAGAAAAGGAGGCUCGUAAACGGGAGAAGGCGGAGGAGAAGGAGAAGAGGAGGAAAGAGUACAACGCUCAGAAAGCGGCCAUGGCUGCACGAGAACAACAGAAGAAGAAAAGCGAGGAGAAGAAGAAGAAGAACGGACUAGCAGCAGGUGAGACUAAAGAUAAAAAAGCUGCUGAGAAAACGGCGGCCAAGCCUCGUCGUUCUCUCAUUGGCCUGUUGUUCAAGCUCCUCCUCCUGCUGCUGAUGGGAUUGGCUGGGGUCGCAGCCGCUUGCCGCCUGACCGACCUGCAGAAGGAAGCCAUGUGCGUGCCGGUCAACAUUGCUGUUGACGACGGCCUAUCCUGGGCCAAAGAGCAGGAGGGCGUGGUCAGGCAGCUGGUGCAGAAUAUGUCAUCUGCAGCAAAGGAGUUUCUUGAAUCGACACAAGCAUCCAAGACCUAAACUCUCAUCUGCCACCAUCGACUCCCAGAGCUGCAGGGUUUUUCUCUCCCACCUGUGAAUCCUGGGAUUUUUUAUAUAUUCUCAAUAUCAUUAAGAUGGGCAACCCUGCAUCCCCUCACCCUGUUUGGUGUGCUGGGAGGUGAGUCGGUUUAGAUAAACAAAAGGGGGAUGGACACAUGAUGAAAUCGUCUUAAAUUCCUAUGGAAUUGUUGUCAUUCUUGUACCCUCUUUGUACUACAGCCUGUUUUUAUAAAAACGUCUUAAAUGUCGCCCCAACCUUGGAGUACAGCAUGUGUUUGAGAGAUGUUCAGAGAAAUGUCAGGUGGUCCUGUCUGUGCUGCACUGGAGUGCCGAGUCACAUGAUAACUGCCAGUCAUAGUACUGCUGUUGGAUGUGGCCGUCUGAGCAUGUGCAGCUUUCUGUGGCCUCCUCUGAGUUUAAAGUCUUAAAUCAGUCAAACCAGAUUACACAGCUGAUACACAAGUGGCCUCAAGCAUGAGCAAAUAUACAAACAUCCUGUUUUUAUUUUGCAUCCAUGAUUUGUUUUUAAUUUAGUUAGUGUCCAAUGAUUUCCCGGAAUUCGACAAUUAGAGAGCAAUCUUAAACAAUAUAAGAAAAAAACAUGUUUUUACAAUCUACCAAUUAUUUGACCAACACAAUGAGACGUAACAUCACUAAAGGUUUUUCUUAGUAAUUAUAAUAAUUGGAUGAUUACAUAUGUAACAAAAAUGUUGGUCCAUAAUUCAACCCAGACUUCAGAAACUCUUGGAGGAUGAUGUGUUGAUCAUCUGGAGUUUUCUUUCUCUUAACAGAAAUGUAAGAGUGUUGUUGUAUGAGACAAAAUGUGACUGAUGAGCUUUUAAACGUCCUUGGGGAUUAAAUCGAUCAACAUAGGUUGCAAAUGAUUUUUUCUGUCCGAUAACUCAUUGAUAAAUCAACAUACAGCUAUAGUUCUCAUUGCAUAUGUUUGUCCAGCAGUUUGUAAUGUGUUACAAAUAAAGGUUAUCUGGCAGAGUAUUUUACCGUUCUUUGAGGCUAACUGGUGACUUUGAAAUGCAACGUUUUUUCCAGGGUCUUCUUGCAAAAAGUCUGCCUCUGCUGCUGUGCUUCUUGUACAGCGUUGUCCAUGCUCUCAAAGGUUGUCCGUGAUAAUAAAUGGCUAUGCACUGCAAAA
This is a messenger RNA of Eleginops maclovinus (Patagonian blennie), 2382 nucleotides long. It is a transcript of the gene lrrc59, whose product is annotated as leucine rich repeat containing 59. The coding region runs from base 225 to 1208 and encodes 327 amino acids. Gene Ontology annotation, molecular function: protein binding. NCBI's taxonomy places the organism in Eukaryota, Metazoa, Chordata, Actinopteri, Perciformes, Eleginopidae. The record is from RefSeq and is a predicted model, not a curated record. The transcript is spliced from 8 exons.